Messenger RNA from Salvia hispanica, 1548 nucleotides. The record is from RefSeq and is a predicted model, not a curated record. Lineage: Eukaryota; Viridiplantae; Streptophyta; Magnoliopsida; Lamiales; Lamiaceae.
AUGGCGAAAAUAAUACUACUAGCCAUGUUCCAGUUUGUGAUGAUUUCAUUUAUGUGUGCAUCAGCCUCUGCCUCUGCGGCCAUCUCAUGGUGCAGCCAAACCCCAAACCCUGAACCGUGUGAGUAUUUCCUCACUCAAAACCCUAAAUACGACAUCUCCUCCAUACAUGAAAAGCCCGACUUCCUGAAGAUGUCGUUGCAGAUAGCCCUUGACCGCAGCAUACACGUGCUGAGUGGGCUCCAGCAACUUGGCCCCAAGUGUUGCUCUGCUCGGGAAAGGGCAGCAUGGGCCGACUGCGUCAAAUUCUAUGAGAAAACUAGCCACGAGCUCAACAAGACCGUUGACACCACGGCCGACAUGCAGAGGAGGCUGACCGUGGCGCUCACCAAUUUGGAGACGUGCAAAGACGGCUUCGCUGACUUCGGCAUACAAGAUUAUUUCACUGUGUUUCCCAUAUUGUCUAACAAUGUGAGUUUGCUGUUGAGCAAUACCCUAGCUUUGAGUUCUACAUCUGAUGAUAGUAUGUCUAUUUCGCCGGUGAGUGAUGGAGAAGGGUUUCCAGAGUGGGUUCCUUCCGCUGAUCUGGAGCUGCUGCAGUCAUCCACCCCUGGGGCGGAUGUGGUUGUGGCGCAGGACGGGUCUGGAGAUUUUACGACGGUGGGGGAAGCGGUGGCAGCCGCAGCGAAUCGGUCGGGAAGCGGGAGGUAUGUGAUGUAUGUGAAGGCGGGAACGUACAAAGAGAAUGUUGAAAUUGGGGAGAAAUUGGUGAAUGUUAUGUUGUUGGGUGACGGAAUUGGGAGGACUAUUAUCACCGGAAGCAGAAGCAACUCCACCGGCUACACCACCUUCAAUUCGCCCACUGUUGCUGUUGAGGGAGCCGGGUUCAUCGGCCGUGGCAUCACAUUCCAGAACACGGCGGGGCCGGAGAACGGGCAGGCCGUGGCUCUGCGUUCGGAUUCCGAGCAUUCCGUGUUCUAUCAGUGCAGCUUUGAAGGGUACCAAGACACCCUCUACGUCCACGCCCGAAAUCAGUUCUACCGCAACUGCGAUAUCUACGGCACAGUCGACUUCAUCUUCGGCAACGCCGCUGUCGUCUUGCAAAACUGCAACAUCUACCUGCAUUACCACAAGAGCAACACCAUCACCGCGCAGAGCCGGACCGAGGCGACCCAAAAAACAGGCAUCAUCAUCCACAACUCCCGGGUCACCGCUGCCCCGGACCUCCAGCCCGUUCAGGGAUCCGUCAAGUCCUAUCUGGGCCGCCCGUGGAAGAAGUACUCGCGGACGGUGUUCAUGAAGACCGAGCUCGAUAGCUUGAUCGACCCAGCUGGUUGGCUUCCGUGGGACGGGACCGUCGGUUUGGAUACCUUGUAUUACGCCGAGUAUGCCAAUACGGGUCCCGGCUCCUCCACCGCCAAUCGGGUCAAUUGGACCAAUUAUCACGUCAUCACCAGCCCAUCCGUCGCCGCACAGUUCACGCCGGGGAAUUUCAUUGACGCCAAUUCGUGGCUGCCCGCCACGAAUGUGCCAUUUACCCCUGGCCUUUAA